GCCCUGCCUACUGUGGGGUGGGGGAGCCGGGUAUGUAUGUGCUUUGCUUGAAUGCAUAUUCGAGGCAGGAACUAUUCACCUGGCGGGACGACGUUACAGUGUUUAUGAUUACGCCAGGACUUGAUGAUUUUUCCCUAGGAGCACACCUCCUUCACUCCUGGUAGUAGCUACAAGAAUAUCAAACAGGACACUGGGAAGGGCAGAGUUUACUUUGUGGUAUUGCAGCAGCCUUUAUGUACGUCUCUGUACCUGUGUACAGUGAAUGGGUUAAGGAGAAAUGCCCGCCUCCUCCUCUAACUUCAGUAACUGCAAAGUUGUAAGGGACGGGGGAGGAGCCGAGAGGAAAGGAGGAAAAGAUAACAGUUCGCUGAUUAAUGAGCGCUGCUUGCCUGCUUGAUGGAAGCUGUUCUGUGUUGCUGCGCUUCUGACUGAAGACUUUGUGACCAAUGAGGAACUGGGAAAGGUGACAGACAUUAGGGGGAAAGUCUACAGUUUGUAAAUACAGACACAGUGGGCAGUGAUUUGGUGGGCACUGGGCCAAUGCACUUUUUAAUAAAGCGGCCUUGAAUACUGCCCGGGAGAGUCAUAAUCUAAGCCCCAGAGCUUUGGUACCUAUGUCUGGCUGUGCAGGUUUAGGUGCAGUCGGAGAAACUUGCGGCGAUACCGGAACUCACAAACGCACUCCCGUCACUUUGCCAUUGGACUUGAGCUAUUCAUUAACUGCUCCCUAGGUGCCGUGUUGUAUACGACCAUGUUGUACCUGUGUCUGGAGGUCGGUGAGGGAAUCGCGGAGGCCUGACAAGCCCUCAGGAUGCGCUGCUGUGGGGAGUAUCAGGUGUCUGAGGUUUCCAGACAAAGACAGUGGAGACCUUUAAUUUAUCGAAAGUGUACAGAUAUCCCAUGGUUGGUUUUAUUUUUUGUUUUCUGGUCUGGUUUGGUGUUCAUAGCAGGAUAUGCCCUGGUAGCUGGAGCUGCAGAGAGACUUGUGUUUGGCUAUGAUAGUUAUGGAAACGUCUGUGGGAGAAGAAACUCUCCCAUUCCAAAUGCACCUUUUUCAGGACAAGACAUGACAUACCGGAAACAUGUUUUCUUUUUGGAUUCUUGCAAUUUGGAGAUCAGAAACUUAAAAAUCAAUUCAGUUGCUCUGUGCGUGUCAGAUUGUCCUCAGGAACAGCUAAAUACUUUACAUGAAGUGCAAUUCUUUGCUAAAAACAAUGGUUCUUAUCUAUGUGUUUAUAAAUUGAACUACACUGAAUAUACAACACACACAAAGGCUUUGGAGUGGUGUCCUGUACUCCCAGUCCCUUCAAGCAAGUCAUUUCCGCUGUUCAAUCGCUGUGUUCCUCAGAACCCUGAUUGUUACUCCCGUUUUGCAUCUGUUCUUAUAAAUGUUGUCAAUGAGGUUGACUUUUUUCAUCGUAUUCUCAGUGGAAUUAUGGCUGGUAAAGACAAUGUAAUUGGACUGAGCAUUCUUGCAGUAGGUUUGUCGGUAAUAAUGGUCUUAACAUUUCUAUUCAUCAGCACACUUCUGGUUCACAUUUUCCUAACCCUUCUUAUCUUCGGUUUGCUGUUUGUCUCGGGAGUGCUGUGGUGGCUGUAUUACGAUCAUGUUAAUGAUCCAAGUUAUGAAUUGGAAACUGAAAAGGAAAAUGCUAAAUUUUUACUUGGAUUUGCUAUCAUUGCAACAUUAGUGACUAUUGUCCUGUUGACAUUCAUUUUUGUACUGAGGAAAAGUAUCCAGAUGACCAUUCAACUCUUUCUAGUUACCAGCAAGUUUAUCCGAUGUAUGCCUUUGUUGGUUCUGCAACCAGUUUGGACAUUUGUCAUUCUCAUAUUCUACUGGGUGCUUUGGGUUGCUGUGCUCCUUAGUUUAGGCACAUCAGGUAAUGCACAGGUUUCCCCAGAGGGACAAGUAGAAUAUAAACCACUUGCUGGGAUCCGCUACAUGUGGUGGUAUCAUUUAAUUGGAUUUAUUUGGACUAGCGAAUUCUUCCUUGCAUGUCAACAAAUGAUAAUAUCAGGAGCAACAGUUUCUUGGUAUUUACAUCGAGAUAAGAAUAAAAUUCGCCACCCAAUAUUGUCUUCAUUGUCACUUGUUUUUUGGUAUCAUCUUGGAACAGCAAUUAUUGGAUCCUUCCUAAUAACACUAAUGAGAAUCCCAAGAAUGGUUUUAUGCUACACUUUCCAGCUGCUAAGGGACAAGCCAGACAAUGUGUGUUCCAGAUGCACUCUGAAGUGCUGUGCCUGCUCUUCCUUCUGCUUUGAGAAGUUCUUAAAAAGCUUAGAUCAGAAUGCCUAUACAGCGUCAAUAAUAAAUGGAACGCCAUUCUGUACUUCAGCAAAUGACGCCUACGGCAUCCUGGCAAAAAAUCCUCCCCAUGUUUCAUCACUGAACUGCUCCGGUGUUUUCCUGAUCUUGUUAGGCAAGGUAUUUGUUGUUUGCUUUACAGUAUUUGGAGGACUAAUGGCAUUUAAUUAUCAUCGCGAGCUUCAUGUUUGGGCUAUCCCUUUGCUGUUGGUUGCUUUCUUCGCGUAUUUGGUUUCUCAUUGCUUUUUGUCUCUUUUUGAAACUGUUAUACACAGUUUGUUCCUCUGUUAUGCUGUGGACAUUGAGACAAACGAUGGAUCAUUAGAAAAGCCCUAUUUUAUGGAACAGGACCUAAAGGCAUUAAUUCAUCAAACCAACACAGAAGCAGACAAACUAAAGAACAGGCCACACCAAAACGGGGAUGAUGGGAUAGAACUACAGGCGUUAUCAAGAGCAGACUAACUUGCUUUGUUGUUUUACUGAAAACUUGUGAAUAGUUUUAUAUAUAACUCUGCCGUCCUACAAAUGAAGAGGAUUUGCUAAAACGCACUGACAAUAGAAUGAUUAGCAAAAAUCUUCUUCAAAACAAGACAUUUGCAAGGCCACAUGCAGCGCAACUGGGAUAAAUGCAGCUUAAAGCUGCCUCAGACAAACCUGACAUUGCCCAGAUAUUUCUGCAGUGAGGACUAUGGGCUUGUGAUUGAGUAUUGUUACUUCUGUCGAACAUGAACGCUUCAUUGUUUCUGCUCUUACCACUAUGAGUAUAGUAAUGGUAUUAUCAUUCAUAGGGCUUUCACAACAAAAUAAAGUUCUUGAUAAACCCCACAUUUGUGUGACAUACUAUGGCCUCAGGUUUGUACUUCCUGAGGACAUUGUGUGUGACCAAAACAUUGGUUAUUUUGUGUAGAUGUAAGGAAAAAAAAACAAAGACGCGUCUAUGAAGUUGGGCAUUUAGGGCUAAGUGGACACUCGCUAACAGCGAGCUAAUAUUGGUUAGUGCUUUUAUUAGAACAUUUACACGCCAAUUUUGUGUUAUUAAAAAUACAUAUUUUA
Messenger RNA from Xenopus tropicalis (tropical clawed frog), 3361 nucleotides. RefSeq names its product solute carrier family 44 member 3 (gene slc44a3). The transcript has 15 exons. Lineage: Eukaryota; Metazoa; Chordata; Amphibia; Anura; Pipidae. Gene Ontology annotation, cellular component: membrane; plasma membrane. Gene Ontology annotation, molecular function: transmembrane transporter activity. The record is from RefSeq and is a predicted model, not a curated record. Gene Ontology annotation, biological process: transmembrane transport. Bases 812 to 2770 code for a protein of 652 amino acids.